Bradysia coprophila is the source of this 1413-nucleotide messenger RNA. RefSeq names its product very-long-chain 3-oxoacyl-CoA reductase-like. Gene Ontology annotation, cellular component: endoplasmic reticulum. NCBI's taxonomy places the organism in Eukaryota, Metazoa, Arthropoda, Insecta, Diptera, Sciaridae. The record is from RefSeq and is a predicted model, not a curated record. Gene Ontology annotation, molecular function: oxidoreductase activity.
GUUUAGAGUGUGUGCGACAAGUUGUACGUACGGUACGGUAAGAGCUAAAGAAGCUAGAGAAAAAGCUUCGUGAGAGCUAUUAUCAGCAUUGUUUUUCGUUUUGUUUCUUGGUUUGGUUGGAAAACAGAUUUUGAGCAUGCAAUGCAAAACAUGAUUGAUACAUCACACACACGCCCAUACUUUAUUUUGUCACAAUAAACUUGUUCUUCGAUUAGUACGGUGUUUAUGCUAUACGUUGUUGUUAUUCGGUAUGAAACAGUUGAUGACUAUGCACUAAAAAAUAAGAGUGACGAAACAUUAGAUAAAAUUAUGUGAUCGACUGAAUGGUAGGAAUUUUUUUCGUAAUCUGUUUGCAUAUCGAUUCUAAAUCCCAGUGGUGCCGGUUCAGUAUAUACAGUACAUAUUCGUAACAAAAAACUAAAAAACAAAUUGAAAUGUCUCUCUACGACUAUUUCCAAACGACCGCUGUAUUUGUUGUUGGUAUACAACUUGUGUUUGGAGUGUUUCGGUGGAUUUACCAGAAUGUUAUUGGUCCGAAUUUCCUAGAACCCCGCAACCUUCGUCGGUAUGGGGAUUGGGCUUUGAUUACCGGAGCAACUGAUGGCAUUGGCAAGGAAUAUGCGAGACAGCUGGCGAAACGGGGAUUGAAUAUCAUUCUUGUGUCGCGUACAGCUAGCAAAUUAAAAGAUGUUGCUAAAGACAUUGAAGAAACAUUCAACGUCCGAACUGACAUCAUUGCCGUGAACUUCACAUCUGGCAUCGAAAUUUAUGAUCAAAUCAAGCAACAAAUUAUCGGAAAAGAAAUCGGCAUUUUGGUCAAUAAUGUCGGCAUGAUUUAUCCCUCAUCGCCCGAUCUUUUCCUAAACAUUCCGAAUCGUGACAAAGUGAUUCAGGAAAUUGUCAACUGCAACAUCAUUUCCGUUCCGAUGAUGUGUAGUCUGAUUUUACCGCAGAUGGUUCAACGCAAACGCGGUCUAAUUAUCAACAUUUCAUCGAUUGCUUCUGUGCUACCCAGUCCCAGCCAUACAAUAUAUGCGGCGUCGAAAGCUUUUGUCACCAAAUUCUCAGAUGAUCUGGGUGCCGAGUAUGGUGACCAGGGAAUCGAUGUGCAAUCAUUGAUAACUGGAGGUGUCUCAACAAAUAUGAACAAAAUGGUCGGAGCAAAAAUUAUAACACCUAGCCCUGAGGAUUAUGUGAAAUCAGCUCUCUCCUAUGUCGGCUAUGCUAGUAACACAUCAGGCUUUCUAGCACAUUCUUUUUUAACGUUGUCAAUCCGAUUGGUAUCCUUUCUCGCUCCAUCAUAUGCUGAACGGCUUUUCAAGAAUAUGAUGCUUGCACAACGUGAUGAGUCAAUUAAAAACGGAACUUAUACACCAGCCAAAUAGGAUUUAAAAAAAAUGUAAUUUUAAAACU